UCCUCCUUAUCCCUGUCUGGCUGUUAUUGGCUCUCAGCUAGGUGGACCCGAUAGUUCGGUGACACAACCAAGCACCAAGACAUUCAUUGAUGUCUGCAAAGGGCCCCCACUUGGAAAUGGAUACUGUUUAAUACUGUAAGAAAGCCACAAAUGUAUUUUAACUUAAACGGGGGGGAGGGGGGAAGCCCUGUUGUGCAGACAAAAUGGUUUCACUACCCUAGAUCACAAAAGGGAAUGCUAUGGGAGGGGUGAUUAAAUUAACCUGUUAGCAACUGUGUUGAAGUCUGUUUGAAACAAUGGGCUAAGAUGGUAUAAAAACCUCAGGUAUGCUGGAGCUUGUCCUUUUCAACAGAAAACUUUCUUGGAUAGCUGCUGGACUGCAAAAAGAGUCAAGACUUGCUGUCUUUAACGCUGAAACUAUAUAUUAUAUAAGGCCACUCUUUGCCCAUGCUGUUUUAGUAAAUAAUGGUGCCUAUGUUUAUUGCAGUGUGAUCUGUUUAGCAUGGAACCAGUAACUUUGAACUGCAUUUCACCACCAGGCCAAGGCCCAAACACACAUGAGGGGGAACAGAACAAGCAUGUGCCUGCAACACUUUAUCCCAUAGUGAAAGUACAGUCAAAAUAUGAGAGAUCCUUAGACCAGAGAGAAAACAAGCUGAAAAGAAAAAGGAAAGAGACAGCUGAAAAGGAAAAUUCACCAGCAUCAGUGGCUGAUGGAUGGAUGAAGCCCUGCCUGGGCAACUUUUCUGACAAUGCUGUAGUCAAAGCUACAAGGACAUCUCCUCCAGAACUGCCAACAAACCAGGAAUCUGCUUUGAGACCUUUAACAAUGCAAAACAGCACAAGAGUGCAGCUGAAGCAUCCGGGCAGUCCAAACCUCAUAUACGUCCAACCCAAGGACAAAACAAAAGACUCUGGUAAAAAACAACCAUGCCACCACAACUCCAGUUCCUCAGUGGCCACCACCACACCAAGCCCUGAGGAAACUGUGAGCGAAAACACCCACAUUCACAAACCCGGCGCAUGCGCUCUAGGGGUUGUGAAUAAAAAACCAAGAACUGACAAACCAUUCUCCCAAAACCAUAAGCUCGUCACAGCUCCUCCAUAUUCUAGUUUUUGGGAAGGGUUUGAGGCUUCCCUCAGAAAAGUGAUGGAGGCUGUAUCCUCGGGUAGUCUAAAAGAACGGGAUUCUAGAAAGAAAUGGGAAAAAUAUGAUGCUUUGUUCAGAACCAUGCUGAAAAACGUAAGGGCUGGAAAGGGUGGCUCUGAGCAGGCAUGACUAGUCAUGAAAAGGGGCCUGGGUAAAAGGGGCACCCUCCAGGGUACACAUCAGCUCAUGUGUAAACAAAAGGGGGGACAGCACUUGGGGGAUAAACAGAUGGCUGCCAAAAAGUUCCAGGCCCGGGUUGUUGUAAAUUUUUUUAAAAGGGCUAAAGAGGUAAUGAGGAAAAAAAUACAAAAACAAAAAGAGAUGCCCCUUACUGGAGGCUCUCAAACUGGCUUGUCUGAAAAUGGGGAGGCGGAAUCAGACUCUGGUUUAGCAAAUUCCCCAGAUGGCUCUCUAGACGGGUCCCGUUCUACUCCCAAUGACCCUCAUGGAGGCGCCUCAGAGUCUGACUCUCAAAUAGCCUCUGAUGUAGAAGAUGCCGCUAAUGAUCCCGUAGAGGAACCCCCAAGUAACCCCGAAAAUGCUGAGGUGUAUAUGGAGAGAGUGAGAUGUUGGCAACGUGAAUUAUCCAGUUUUGGGGGGUCGGUGUAUUGUGAAGAAUUUUGUUUUGUGAAUCUUGAGCAAAUAAAUUCAGCUCAGCAGGUUGUUGAAGCCAUACACCGGGGAAUACAGUUAGUGCUCGAUGACAUUAAUGGUAGGAUAGAUCCUGAUGAUUAUGUUCAGUUACAUUUAGAGAGCCGUAAUUUAACUAACUCUUUGUUUUCGGUCAAAAGAACUAGGGAUGAGCUGUCUGCUGAGGAUUUCUUAAAUCAGACCUCAAAACUGCUACAGAGCAAUAGAGAGUUGCAUGUCGAUGGGACAUUGCGCCUCGUUGUGACGGUUGUAAAAAACGGGUGGGGGCUCUCGUAGAGUUUUAAAUUCUAUCCUUAAUAGUCAAAUUAUUCAUAAAAAGAGACUGUGUUUAGUAGACCUGACUUACACCGGUACCAAUUUGUGUUUUGCGGGUGGGCUCUUGGCCGUCAUGUCCGAUCGUAAACCUACGGACGCGGAAUUGUUAGCGGAGGUGAGAAAGUUACAUGAGAAACUGAGGUGGUCAAAUCAAAAAAAGGUUAUGCUCAAUGAUGUAGCAAAGUUUGAACAGCAUUUAGGAGUUAAUAUACAGGUGGUGCUGUAUACGGUGAAAGGUGCCUGGGGCUUUUUUAAAAUGCGGGGCACAGUGUACCCCAAGACUUAUUUUAUCCUGUUGCACGAUGAGCAUUACUAUGGGGUUUUGGAUGUAAAAAAGUUGUUCGGAGCGAAAAAUUAUUGUGAGUUUUGCCACACGGUGUACAGCCACGACCACUCUUGCAGGUAUCUUUGUCGCCUCUGCUUGAGCGUAAUGUGCUCAGACAGCGUGGGCGUGCAGCAGCAGUGUCCUAGCUGUAGACUGUAUUGUCGGUCCAAAGAGUGUUUAGACAGACAUAUUGACUGUGCAUCAAAAAACCAAGUUGAAUGCCUGUCUAAAACUUUGUGUGAGAAGUGUCAGUCUUACGUGGACAAGCGGCAUAGGUGUAAAGGGAGACGGUGUAAACAGUGUCAGGGUUUGAUCGUUGGUGAUAUAGACGGUCACCUCUGUUUUAUGGACAGCCUUAGAAAGCCUGAAUCUUCAAAAAAGUAUAUUUUUUUUUAUGAUUUCGAAUGCACUCAGGAGACCGGGUUGCACACUCCCAAUUACAUUUUUGCUAUGUCCCUAAAGUCAGAAAAAUCCUGGGAAUUUAAGGGCGAUGAGUAUCUUUCUGUGUUUGUUAAGACCUUUAUUGGCAAAGUUUCGGGCACACAAUUCCUAGACACGUUCCUAGCGCACAAUUCUAAAGGUUAUGAUGCGUACUUCAUUGUUAGACAGUUACUCAAGGAAAAGAUGGGCCUAGAACUGAUCACUCAGGGUAGUAAACUAAUGUGCGUGGAAAUUAAGGCCCUGGGCAUUCGUUUUAUAGACUCUUUAAACUUCUUGCCCAUGAAGCUUAGCAAGCUACCACAGGUGAUGGGGUUUGAAGGGUGCAAAGGGUAUUUUCCACACUUUUUUAACACAUUAGAAAAUUAAAAUUACGUGGGGCCUAUUCCCGGUAUGGAGCACUAUGGUGUAGAAAGCAUGAUGCCCAGAGAAAAAGCAGAGUUUCUCAACUGGUAUCGGGACCACAGCUCUGAGGCGUUUUACUUGCAGAAAGAGCUCGCGUAUUACUGUCAGCAGGAUGUAAAAAUUUUGAGACAGGCCUGUAUCCUAUACAGAAAAGAGAUUAUGAAAAUGACGGAGAAGGGAGAUGUAGUAGAGAAAGAACCUGGUAAAUUCACCGAGAUAAAACUGUGGAUAGAUUCAUUCCGGUACAUAGCCAUGCAGACAGAUGCCAGUGUUAUGUACAGGUUUAUGUUUUUGGAGCCGAACACAGUAGCUCUUCUCCCUCCAGACAACUAUCACAGGCAGAAAAAGAGAUAUUUGACCCCAUCUAUUCAGUGGCUGUUGUAUAUCUCUCACAAAGAAAAUAUACAAAUACGGCACGCUUUACAGGGUGGGGAACUACAGGUAGGCCCCUACUUUUUAGAUGGUUAUGCCGAUGUUGAUGGGGUACGCGCAGCCUUUGAGUUUAACAGGUGUUUUUUCCAUGGCUGUGUCACCAGUUAUUGUGAAAAAGCACAAAAUCCUAUGACUGGGACAUCUUUUGGGUUUCUUUAUUACAAGAUGCAGCUCAAGACUGACUAUCUGAAACGACUUGGUUUUGUAGUGAGGACUCUUUGGGAGCACCAGUGGGAGGUGAUGAAAAAAACAGACAGGGAGCUUGCAGACUUUUUAAACCGAGCCUAGUUACCCCAGCCUCUUAUGCCUAGGGAUGCUCUUUUUGGGGGGAGGACAAACGCUAUCCGCCUAUAUUACAAGCCUAACCCCAGGGAAGAAAUCCACUAUUAUGAUUUUACCAGCCUGUACCCUUUCGUAAACAAAACCAAAGAAUACCCUAUCGGACACCCUGAUAUAGUCUAUGACAAAUUUGGACCCCUUGCAAAUUAUUUUGGAAUUGCAAAAGUUAGUGUACCCCCCACAAGGCCUCUUUUUCCCAUUGUUACCUGACAGAGUGGGUGGCAAGUUUAUGUUCUCGCUAUGCUGAACCUGUGCGGAAACUGAGCAGCGGGAGACAUGCACCCAUACUGAUGAGGAGCGGGUCAUCCUGGGGACUUGGUGCACGGUGGAAUUGAACGCGGCCAUAGCGAAGGGGUACGCGGUGGUUAAGAUCUAUGAAAUCUGGCAUUUUAAUGAAAAAUCUGACAAACUCUUUUCAGAGUACAUAGAAUUACA
Trachemys scripta elegans is the source of this 4490-nucleotide messenger RNA. RefSeq lists its product as uncharacterized. The coding region runs from base 2190 to 3248 and encodes 352 amino acids. Gene Ontology annotation, molecular function: nucleotide binding; DNA-directed DNA polymerase activity; DNA binding. Lineage: Eukaryota; Metazoa; Chordata; Testudines; Emydidae. The transcript has 4 exons. Gene Ontology annotation, biological process: DNA replication. The record is from RefSeq and is a predicted model, not a curated record.